ACUCUAGAGUGAGACGGUCGAGCCAAACCCUAAUAUCCCAAUGUAAGAAGAAGGAAAGGAGAGAUGGCGGUGCCGCUUCUAAGUAAGAAAAUCGUGAAGAAGAGGGUCAAGAAGUUCAAGAGACCCCAGAGUGACCGCAAAAUCUCAUUUACGACAAACUGGCAUAGACCAAAGGGUAUUGAUUCUUGUGUAAGAAAAUUUAAGGGAUGCACUUUGAUGCCCAACAUUGGCUAUGGUUCAGACAAGAAGACACGACAUUAUCUCCCAAAUGGCUUUAAGAAGUUUAUUGUGCACAAUGUUGGAGAACUUGAACUUUUGAUGAUGCACAACAGGACAUAUUGUGCUGAAAUUGUCCAUGAUGUUUCGACAAAGAAGAGAAAAGAGAUCAUUGAACGGGCAGUACAGCUUGUAAGAAUGGAUGCUCAACCAAAUCUUUUGAAUUUUAGAGGAUACAAUAAUUUAUAA
Molecule: messenger RNA, 465 nt
Organism: Hibiscus syriacus
Lineage: Eukaryota; Viridiplantae; Streptophyta; Magnoliopsida; Malvales; Malvaceae
Product: 60S ribosomal protein L32-1-like
Exons: 4
Coding region: 64-465 (133 amino acids)
Biological process (GO): translation
Cellular component (GO): ribosome; cytosolic large ribosomal subunit
Molecular function (GO): structural constituent of ribosome
Source: RefSeq, a predicted model, not a curated record